Molecule: messenger RNA, 6684 nt
Organism: Penicillium atrosanguineum
Lineage: Eukaryota; Fungi; Ascomycota; Eurotiomycetes; Eurotiales; Aspergillaceae
Product: putative myosin class II heavy chain (MHC)
Exons: 2
Coding region: 1-6684 (2227 amino acids)
Cellular component (GO): cytoskeleton
Source: RefSeq, a predicted model, not a curated record
AUGGCAUGGUCCAAGAAAUUGAAUCAGAGCUCGACACUCAAAGAUCUAGAUCCCUCCGUCUCUUCCGCCAGUUCGGCCUCUUCUUCACCGUUUCACCCGAAAGACGCGCGCAUCCUACGUGACGAAUCGCGACUGGCCCCCUCAGUGCUCUUGUCCUCGCCGCCGUCAGGAGACUCGAGCCCUUCGGAUACUGGUUCGCCUUCUCAGCGACAUUCCCCGCGGAGUAUCACCCUCGAGCCCCCGCCGCUGCCAUUCCUUUCGGCCCACCGAACCGGUGAAUCCCUGAUCUCGUCACCGGACAAUAAAAGGGCUGAGAGCAGUGUCUACUAUACCACUGCCUGGGGAUCUCCGUAUGCAGCGCCGAGCACCCGCCGACUUUCUUUGACUCUGAGCCAAUACGCCGGCGCGGAUCGCGAAUCGCGUGAAAGCUCGCCAGUCAGUGUAGCCAACAACCCCGAGUUCCGGCGAUCAAGCGUUGUCAUCAACGAAGAGCUUGUUGGUAGUCAAGAGGGCAGGUCGAUUCGGGAUUUUACGCAAGAUUGGAUCAAUCAGUACCUAACCGGUCAACCACGCACCGAGCGCAGUAACUGGCUGAGCGACGACUCCGGAAGCGAGGCACCGUCGUUUUUCACUGCCCAGAAUCAGCUCGUCGACGAAUCCUCUGACGACUGGCUUGGUCUGGAAGACGAUAUCCGCGAAAGCGACCUUCUCAAAACACCGACGCUUUCCGACUUUGUGGGUCGAAGAGCUGCUGCUCGCGCAAAGCCAAAGAAAAACUUGCAUAAGCGCGCAGAAACUCUGCGCCAGGAGGAUUUUUGGGGUUUCGCAUACGAUAAGGAAUCACCCAACAACACAAUGUCAGAUACCAAGGAGUCACAGCCUCCCGCCGAGGUGACUUCUCCGGCCGAGAAGCCUCUGCCACCCCCGCCGUCAUCUAUUGAGGACGAGAAUGUUAAAAUAGAGGAUACACAAAAGCCCGAUGUACUUCAGAGGCAGGCCUCUGAUCUUAUCCAAUCGGCCACUCAGAUCCCGAGACGGAGAAAGAAGUUGGCCUGGCGUGGGAAGGCGUGUAUCAUUGAAUUUCCCAUGGAUGACAAGCGAGGAACAGAGGAAUCUGAUUUCCGUCUGUUGACCCGUGAGGAUGUUGAAGCGCGGAUGAAGAACUGGGAAAGCGAAGGCUACGAUAUUCGCGGAUUUACCAUUGGCGAGACAGAUGGUUCUUCCGAGCCCACUGAACUGGGUGGUUUAAGCCGACCUUUGUAUCCCGAUCCGUAUGAGGUCUACGAAGAAACCAAGGACCAAAAGGUUCAUAUCUCCUUCCCGGAUAAGUCUGUUUGGGACUCUUAUGUGGCAAACCUGCAAGAAGAGAAGCUGCGGGCUUUGGGUGUCUCCUUUGGUGACCCCGAGCCUCAGCACUCGCCUUCCCCUGCAUCGGCAUCAAUUAACCCAUCACAAACACCAUUCCCCGGUCUCGUGGCAUCCCCGCCGAUUCCCACUGCAUCUGCAGCAAGCAACCCACUCUCCUCAAUGCACACUUUCUCGCCGCAUUUUGGUCAGUCAGCCAGUAAUGCAAGUGGUGGAAUGGGAUCUUUGGCCUCGCCAGGUUCAUUCGGCGUUCAUACUCCAUUUAUGGGCAUUGAGCAAAACUUGAUGAAUGGAUAUCCGUUCCAGUUCCAGCCCACACCUCCUGCCCAAGGCUCCAUGACCCCACAGAGCCUGGCCAAUCUUCGCCAUGUCAAUUCGUCGGUUGGCCCCGGGGCACUCCAUAACUUCAACUCGAUGCUAUCUCCCGUUUCCCCGAUGCAUGAGCAGGGUUACCCCGAUUUCGAGAAGGCUGGCUUUGAUCCUGGCUUUGGACUUGUCGGCCAUGAUGCUCCUCCUUUCCAGACUCCCCGCACUCCGGUCAACGACCCUGGUCACUUCCAUGCGAAUGUUGAAAUCGCUCACCCAACUCCUCGUGGUCACGGCCACAACCUCAGUGAAACUCUCCAGCGAGGCGUGGAACAGAUGACACAUCCCGAGUAUCGAGGUCUGCCGGGUCAGGUUGAGCACCAUAUGGAGGAUGAUCACGAUGCUGCCCACCAUGGAAUGGACUUCGAUUCGAUCCAGAAUCGGUGGGAGAGGCAUCAGCAGGAGAAUGGUUUCUAUCAGCCGCAAAACGAUUAUCAGCAUAUGGCUCAAAACGCGCCUCGUCAUGCCUCGUUCUCUCAACAUCCUCAUCAAUUCUACGACGGUCAAUUUGGACACCAAAUGCAGAACACGCAUGAGGUUUCCGAUGUAGAUACAAACCCUAGCCUCGCUGGAACACCGCAUACCCGAAGUGCCAUGCCAAAUCAAGGACCAUGGCAUGAGUCGAAACCCAGUUCUGGCUCCUACCAGGGCCACCAGUCCAAGCUUUCUAUUUCGUCGCUUAACGUGCAGGCUAAGGAGUUUGACCCGACUGUUUCUUUCGAAUCUCAGGCUGCACAGCUCGGUGGAAACGCGUUCCAGUUCGGUGGAAUGGGCCAACAAGGCUUCGGCUUCGCCCCUGCCGCCUCGGCCUUCAACCCAUCUGCUAGUAUAAAUGCUCCGCUGGAAAAUCCUCUCAAACAGAGCACCAGCAGCUUCAAGUUUUCCUCCGCAUCUUUCAAUGUCGAUGCUCCCGUCUUCAACCCUUCUGCCAGUAUCAAGUCGAAUGCCAGUAUCAACUCGAAUGCCAGCUCUGAACAGCCGCCUGCUAACCGAGCCAAGAUCUUCGGCGACAUUGAUAUUGCUGAGAUAUCCAAGCCUACGAAGGAGAACAAGGCAAUCCCAAUCGUGCGGCCCGAUGAAAACGAGGCCAUCGAAGAUGAAAACGAGCAAACGGUCCACGAUGAUGCCAAUGGCCGACCUGUUCCCACAGAUCGCCACAAGCGCGCUCGCCGUGGGAUUGGCCACGCUGAGGGUGAGGCUCGGUACAGCAUUUCAACCCAUCCCCUGGGAGAGGCUGGCAAUGCCCAAGCGUCCAACAAUCUCCAAUCCGUCGCUGAGGGCAAGGAGAAUGCCUUGCCUGGAGAUGACAAGACUCUGGAGCGCAGAAGCACUCCUUUGAGUGAAGCUGACACUUGGACACUGUUCGAUUACCGGAACAAAUCCAAUGCCGGAUCGCCCAUUCCGGAUGAACACAGUCAUGAGAUCCAGGAGGGCUCUGCCCACAAGCCCAUGAUCGAGGAGCCUGCUAAAGAGGCUGCUCCUCAGAAUGACUCAAAACAUGCUGCUCAGGAAUCGAAGAGCUCCAUUAAGAGUACGAUGCUCUCGGCCACAGCCGCGCCAUUUGAGUUCAAGCCUGUAGUCCCUGCAUUUGUUCCAAUUACCGUGCAGCCGUCCAACUUUGCUGAGAAGCAGCUGGAGACCGAGCCGGAGCCCACCAAGAUCCAGCCUGCUGCGGAAGAGCCUCUUCAGCAGAAAUCUGCUGAAAAGAAGUCAGGUGGUCUCAUGGCCUCUCGCUUUGCUACUGAUAGCCCACCUAAGCCGCUGCCAGCUGCGUCUCAACAAAAUCGGGGGUGGAACUCAGAUUCUGGGGAUGAAACCCCAGACUCUGAAGAUAUUGAUGCUGUCAUGGACCAACUCAAUGGUGAUGGCUCUGACAUUGGCAUCGAGAGACAGUACACUCCUCUUCCGCCUCAGCACUUCUCGGAGUCUAUGGGCGGUCCUACCAAGGAGCAGCGCUUUGGCUCUGUAGAGGGUAGAAGCGAAGCUCCUAGCCCUAGCCCUGGCGGUGGUCAGAAGACCUACAAGCUUGAUAUUCCUAGACUCGAUUUCGAUGAGGUUCGCAGCCACGCCAGCCCCUCUCCCAAGAAGGGCUUCAUCUCUCCAAUGAACGCCCAGAAGGGCCUUAUCACUCGCUUCCAAUCUCCCACUCGCCGUGGCUCAUCCCCUGCUCUCUCCUUCCAGUCCCCACCCCACCAAAAUGACGAGAUUGAGGUUUGGGAUACUGAUUUCGAUCCCAACGAAGACGAGAAGUUGAUUACCAACAAGGCCUGGGCUGAGAACCGCGCUAAGGAUGUUGUCCACUCUGUUGUCUAUGAGCAGGUUGCUCCCUUGCAGCGUUCUAUGGCAUUGAUGCAAGCGACUUUGGCUUCCAUUGCCAACGAGACUACAAGCAGGAAAGGGCGCCGUAGCAUGUCUGCGGAAGUCGAAGACAGCGAUGCCGAUGACGAGGAUGACGAUGAGCGUGAGGAUAAAUCUGUUAGGGCUCGCUCGCCUCGACAAAUGCGCGAUCGUAAAUUGAUGCAGAGUGUUGUCAUGGAAGCUUUGGUAGCACUUGAUCUUCCUGGACGCUCGUCACAGCACUCCAGUCAUGGCGAGAUGGCUCAACUCAAGGAGAGUAUUGCUGAAUUGCAAGCUUUCGUUAUCAAGAAGCUUGCUCAAGAUCCUGUUGGCGAUAUGGAGGAGAUCCUACAAGAGACUUUGGCGAGGCAAUUUGCCCAACAGACGCCUCGUUUGACGGAAGCUGAGGAGAUCGGUGCCGAUAGUCUGAUGCUCCAGAUUGAAGGUCUCAAGAGCAUGUUGCGAAUGGCCGAUGAGCGUGCCGAGCAAGAAUACAAGACUCGUCGCGAUACUCAAGACUCACUGGCCGAACUUCAGCACUUGUUGAAGGCCGCCGAGGAGGAUGCUGCUCGUCACAGUGCGGCUGCGGAAGACGCCGAGGCUCGCCUCCUCCAAUUUAAGGAAGAGAAGAUUCCCCACUUGGAGAAGAUGCAGUUCCGCAGUACUUCCCUCGCCGAAGAGAGCGAGACCCUCAAGGUCACUAUUGCCGAAUUGUCCUCGAAAAACAUUGCUCUCGAGGGCACUCUGGAUGAGUACCGGGUUUCCAGCGACCACUUCCGUCGUCAAUUAGAAACCGCCAAGGACGAGAACAAGUCUCUGCAUGAGACUGUCGACCACCUGAGGACUCGUAUUGAGGACAGCAUGGUGGCCCGACAAAACCUGGGCGAGAAGUUCGAUCGCCUUCAAUCGGAUAUGGUUACACUUACAUCCGAUGUGAUUAGUGAACAGGCCUCGUGGCGCAGGAAGGAGGAGGAACAGACUGCCAAACAUAACGAACUGCUUGCCUCUCACGCCCGUGAAGUCAAGCUCCGCGAGCAACUUGAGCAGGAAGUCGCUGAACUUGCAAAGCAAGAACGCGAGGCUGCCAAGAUGAAGUUCGUCCAUGAGCAAUCCCAACAGGAGAACGCUAGGUUGGAAGAGGUCAUCGCCAACCUACGUGCCGAGAACCAUGAGCUGUCGCUCACGUCAGCUCGUUUCGAGCGGGAGUUCAAUGAAGCCCGCGAGAGCAGCCGAAUGGAGAUCCAGCGUACCCGUACUUCCAUGGAAGCCGAUUUGGAAGCGUCCAACGUUCAGGUUAACAUUGUGCGUGCUGAACUGGAGGCUCAAGUCAUUCGUCUCCAGAGCCAAUUGGAGAAUGUUCAGAUGGAUGCUGAUACUUCCCGGGAGCGCUACGAAAUGCUCCUGGAGGAAGCUAAGGAGUCCAAGAUCACUGCCGUCGCUACUGCCAAGGAGUCUCGCGAGACCGCCCUUGAGGACGAGCGCAAGACACACGAGCGGGUCCUUAAUGACCUCCGCGAGCGCCACGCUCGUGCCUUGCACAACUCUUCCGAAGAUCGCCAGCGUGCGGACGCGUACAUGGAGGAGCGCAUGGCUCUUGCAGACGACAGGGCUAAGCACUUGCAAGAGCGUGUGGAGCACCUCGAGGAGAGGCUCGAGAUUGCGCAAUCUGCUGCCCGGGCCGCUGCUGAGGCGGCCCAGAAGGGUGGUGCUUACCCCGUGCCUGCUCCCGCGCCGGCACACUCGAGCUCACCCUCUAUGUCCUUCAACAAGGGUUCCCAGGAGCCAGAGAAGAUCUCUCCACAGGCCCUGCGCGAGUCUAUCUUCGUCCUUCAAGAUCAGCUCCAGCAGCGCGAGACCCGCAUUGAGGAGCUCGAGCAAGAGGUUUCGUCCGUGGACAAGGAGGCUCCGAACAAGAUCAAGGAGAGAGACACUGAGAUCACCUGGCUACGUGAGCUUCUCGGUGUCCGCAUCGACGAUCUGCAGGAUAUCAUCAAGACCCUUUCGCAGCCUUCCUUCAACCAGCAUGCUGUUCGUGAUGCCGCUAUCCGUCUGAAGGCCAACCUGCAGAUGCAACAACAGGAACGCGAGCGUGCCGUCUCUGGCCAAAGCCUCCAGUUGCCCUCCAUCUCUGAUAUCGCCGCCUCUCCGCGCGCUCUUCCUCUCGCCGCGGCCGCAGCCUGGGGCAACUGGCGCAAGAGCAGAGAGAACUCCAAUGGUGCAGGCUCAGCAGAGCAAACCCCUUCUAAGUCCAGCAACGCCGGUACCUUCUUAUCGGGACUCCUGACUCCGCCGACCUCCAACGUCCGACCGAACGCUACACAAGCCAGCGCUUCAGGCCGCUCAUACUCCGAAGGCCGACCUUUGAGAGGAUUCAACUCGACUCCUCGACGAGGUUCCGUCCGCCAGGAAGCCCUCAUCGCCGAGCCACCCAAGACCCCUCCACUCCUCCGCCGCUCCAGCUACGACCAUGAUGCAGAGGCGACAAACUAUGAAGACAACAGCUUCGCCACGGACGACAUCGAAAGCACCGUCGACGGAAUGGUCUCUGAGUCACCCCGAGAUCUCAGCGGCCCAUUCGGCCCUCAGAUCUCCGCCGUCGCCGAAGACGAAGAGUGA